CCUUCACAAGUACCUGUCAGGAGGAUCACUGUCCCCAGUCUAUAGACACCUGAAGUUCAGAGUCAGCCAGUGACUUGCCCAAGAUCACCCAGCUACAAAAUGGCAGAAUCUGGGCUGGAGGGAGGACUCUCGUGGGGUGGAAGAGCCACAGUCCAUGUUAAAGUAUCUGGGUUUGGAGGCUGUACUUCACAAAACUGAGAUCCUGGCUCGCAAACAGGGCUUGAGGCUCCGGCCCUCGCUCUGCCACCAAAAACCUCUGAGACAAGAGGAAACUGCUUUUCUGAGCCUCAGUUUCCUUAGCUGCACAAUGUGGCUGCCAAGACUUGUUCUCCUCCCAAAGGGUUGUGGUGAACUUUAAAAUCCUGUGAAAGUGAUCCGAACCACAGCACAGUGGGUACAUGGGAAAGUCGUUGCUCUUGUGGCAUUCUGCACAUCUACUGAGACUCAGAUUAGCUCCCUAAGGAGGGAGUGGGAUGGGACUCCCAUCAGGCUCUGGAAUAUGUAGAUAAUCAUCUUUCUGCAUCUUUCCUUCCUCAGCUGCCCCUGGGGGCAGCUAGAGAAGAAGCUGGACAGGCCUGGGCUCAUGCUACCUGCAUGAGGUGGAUGCCAGGGCUGUGGCUCUGGGAGCACUAACCCCCUCCAGGGAACCCACUUUACACAAUAGCAGAGGCAGCAGAGGUUGGCAGGGAGACAAGAUUUGGACUCUUCGGCAGGGAGGCACUGAUGGCAUUUCCUGAGCCUCAGGUAUGCGGGGUCUGUACUUCAGGGGAGCUGCUCCUCAGGACUAAGGAGGGGGAUGGGGUGUGAGGAGUCUUUCAGCAAAUACCAUAGAAAGCAUCUGCCUCGAUGCUCUUAGUUUGCAUGCGGGGAAAGGAGGCACCAAUCUGUCGUUAACAGCAGAGCCACUGAACACAAGUGUGCAAGCGUUGAAAGGGCACUGGCCUAGGCGGCAGGAGUCUCAGGGUCAAGAUCUGGAUCUUAUACCAACUAUGGGUAGCUCUGGACAAAAUCCGUUCCCUCUCUGGCACUUAGUUUCCUGCUCUGCAAAAGUAGGGUUAGGCUGGCAUCUCGAAGGGCCCUUCCAGCUCUGACACUGUCAUUUUAGUAGACGAGUCACAGCACCCAAGAACGGAGUGCUGAAAACGUGAAAGGGAAGGUCUCGGGGUUUGUAGUUCACCGAACUUCGCCAGAGGGCCAAAGAUGCUUCCGUUGCCACGGUAACCGCCCAGCCGGCGUGGUCUCCGGCGUCCCGCUGAGGAAGCUGGGAAAAACCCUGCCCUUACCAAGAUGGCGGCGGCCACAGGGCAAGAGGCGGGGUUGAGCGUUGUCUCCUGUCCAGACCUUUCCUCUGUUUCCGCUUUUUCAUGCUAACGGCGAGCUUCCGUUAAUACUUGUUCUCUUUCCUGGUUCUGGGAGCCCCGGGAGCCGGGGAGAGAGGAAUUGCCUGCUGGGAUUGGGGCAAAUACCCAGGCGGGGAAGGCGGGACUUCCGCCUCCUGCCGGAAGUGACGCGACAGUCGCGGCCGCCGACAGGUGGAACGGCAGUUCCCCAUUCCCCUGCCGAGCUGGACAGUUAUCCAGCCCACCUCAACUCUCGGAACCAUGUUUGCAGACUUGGACUAUGAUAUCGAAGAGGAUAAACUCGGAAUCCCCACCGUGCCUGGGAAGGUGACCCUGCAGAAGGAUGCUCAGAACCUCAUCGGGAUCAGCAUUGGAGGAGGGGCCCAGUACUGCCCCUGCCUCUAUAUUGUCCAGGUGUUUGACAAUACUCCAGCAGCCCUGGACGGCACAGUGGCAGCUGGCGAUGAGAUCACCGGUGUCAAUGGCAGGUCGAUCAAAGGAAAAACUAAGGUGGAGGUGGCAAAGAUGAUUCAGGAGGUGAAGGGGGAGGUGACUAUCCAUUACAACAAGCUGCAGGCGGACCCCAAGCAGGGCAUGUCCCUGGACAUUGUGUUGAAGAAGGUCAAGCAUCGGCUGGUGGAGAACAUGAGCUCGGGGACUGCGGACGCCCUGGGCCUGAGCCGGGCCAUCUUGUGCAAUGAUGGGCUUGUCAAGAGGCUCGAGGAGCUGGAGCGGACGGCUGAGCUGUAUAAAGGGAUGACAGAACACACCAAGAACCUUCUACGGGCUUUUUAUGAGCUGUCACAGACACACCGGGCCUUCGGGGACGUGUUCUCUGUGAUCGGGGUGCGGGAGCCACAGCCGGCUGCGAGCGAGGCUUUUGUGAAGUUCGCCGAUGCCCACCGCAGCAUUGAGAAGUUCGGCAUCCGGCUGCUGAAAACCAUCAAGCCGAUGCUGACGGACCUGAACACGUAUCUCAACAAAGCCAUCCCGGACACUCGCCUCACCAUCAAGAAGUACCUGGACGUGAAGUUUGAGUACCUGUCAUACUGCCUGAAGGUGAAGGAGAUGGACGAUGAGGAAUACAGCUGCAUCGCCCUAGGGGAGCCCCUGUACCGCGUGAGCACAGGCAACUACGAGUACCGCCUGAUCCUGCGCUGCCGCCAGGAGGCCCGCGCCCGCUUCUCCCAGAUGCGCAAGGACGUGCUGGAGAAGAUGGAGCUGCUGGACCAGAAGCACGGCAGCCGCGGCCACUGUGCGUCUGCCGGCCCUCCUGCCCCAGUCCAGGACAUCGUGUUCCAGCUGCAGCGCUUCGUGUCCACCAUGUCCAAGUACUACAACGACUGCUACGCGGUGCUGCGUGACGCUGACGUCUUCCCCAUCGAGGUGGACCUGGCCCACACCACGCUGGCCUACGGCCUCAACCAGGACGAGUUCACCGAUGGGGAGGACGAGGAGGACGAAGACGAUGAGGACACAGCACCUGGGGAGCCGUCCAGGGAUGCACAAGGGGCUGCCGGGCCCUUGGACAAGGGUGGGAGCUGGUGUGACUCCUGAGUGCCCCCGAGGGGUGCCGAUCUGGGGGGUAGGGGCGUGGGAGGACGUCAGCCUGGGAGCGGGGGCAGGGCCACCGCACGACAGGGUGGCGCAUAAAGGCCUGCUGGCUUGGGGCGCCUGCCUCCCUGCUACUCUGUCCUAGCACAAUGAGCCCGGGCUCCUGCCCAGGAAUGGCAUGGGGGCUGUGGCCUGGCACCUGGACACCGGCCCCCUCUCCCUUCCCUGCCUCCCUGGCCAGAUGGAGAGCUUGGUCUCGGGACCUGCCUUAGGAAUUAGAGAGAGGGCAGAGAGGAGGAGGGGUUGGAGGUGGCAGGAAGUCCAGGACCCGUUCCUCAUGGGCACCUCCACUGGCCCCACCUGGAGCCUCCUGGGAGCGGGGGCCCAGGAUGGCCAGCUGAGGUUGGGGCCAUGUGUCAUGUGCCCCCUCACAGGCCCCGGGCCGGCCCCGCCCCAGUCCACACUCACACCUCGGCGGCCUUUAUUUAUUUUAUUCCCCUAGCUCCGCCCCUUCCCAGGGGGAGGGCUGGGUGCUGGGCCUGUAUUGAAUAAACACAAACCCAGAUGGA
Molecule: messenger RNA, 3463 nt
Organism: Equus quagga
Lineage: Eukaryota; Metazoa; Chordata; Mammalia; Perissodactyla; Equidae
Gene: PICK1
Product: protein interacting with PRKCA 1
Exons: 13
Coding region: 1602-2897 (431 amino acids)
Biological process (GO): dendritic spine maintenance; regulation of Arp2/3 complex-mediated actin nucleation; positive regulation of receptor internalization
Cellular component (GO): synaptic vesicle; trans-Golgi network membrane; postsynaptic early endosome
Molecular function (GO): protein domain specific binding; phospholipid binding; protein kinase C binding
Source: RefSeq, a predicted model, not a curated record